Fusarium verticillioides 7600 is the source of this 1232-nucleotide messenger RNA. RefSeq names its product phenazine biosynthesis protein. Lineage: Eukaryota; Fungi; Ascomycota; Sordariomycetes; Hypocreales; Nectriaceae. Gene Ontology annotation, cellular component: cytoplasm. Bases 67 to 1005 code for a protein of 312 amino acids. The transcript has a single exon. The record is from RefSeq and is a predicted model, not a curated record. Gene Ontology annotation, molecular function: isomerase activity. Gene Ontology annotation, biological process: biosynthetic process.
CACCUAUUGUUCCAACCGCCAAGAAGUGAUAUCUUUAACAUAAGUGAACAAAUUGAUGAAUACAAGAUGAGUCUCGAAUUCACCACUCUCGAUGUUUUCACCACCACCGCCUUUGAGGGCAAUCCUUUAGCGGUGGUGACGAUACCCCCACCAAGCCAACAAGCACCCCUCACCCAAUCCCAAAAGCAACGAAUUGCCUGCGAGUUCAACCUCUCCGAGACAGUCUUUGUUCAUGAUGUUGAGAAUCGCGACGAUACAGAUGAGAGAAAGAUUGAUAUCUUUACCACAAAGUUCGAAUUGCCAUUCGCGGGGCAUCCGACCAUCGGCACGGCUAUUUUUCUUCAGCCGCAGGGCGUAAAGACCAUGAUUGCAAAGGCGGGCAGAAUUGACCUUGAGUUCGAAAACGGUUCUGCGCGUGCUUUAAUUCCUCACGAUGUUAGACUUCAUAAGGAGCGCGUGCCAAAGCAUGCCGUUGAAGCUGGUUGGGAUGAGAAAUUGGCAAAAGUCGCUGCUGCUGAUGAGGGCGCGCCACUGUUCAGCAUCGUUAACGGGAUGACUUUCGCCCUCGUGGAACUCCCAACAUUGGAGCUGCUCGGCGCUGCCAAGGUCGGAGCCAUGAGUUACAUUGACGGCGACCUGCAGGAUGACGGCUGGAAACACGACUUUGACUCGAGGCGCUAUUACUACACGCUCCUCAACGGCGACGCAUCAUCUGAUGGAAAAUAUGUGCAGAACCUCCGCACAAGACUUGUGAAGCGUGAUAUGGAGGAUCCUGCAACUGGAAGUGCCGCGUGUGCGUUGUCGUGUUACUUGGCGUUGCACAAGCUUUCUGCGACUUCGAUCAGGUUCAAUAUCACCCAGGGUGUUGAGAUGGGCCGCGAGAGUCUUAUCGUAGUGGAUGUUGAAGUCAAGACGAGUGAAGCUGGAGAGAGAAAUAUUAAGACUGUUCAUCUUAGUGGGAAGGCAGUCGAGGUCAUGAAGGGCACUGUUAGAGUGCCUCAGUGAAGACAAUCAUAGUGGCUAUUCUUUCGACUACGACAUGUGUAGUUUAGCAAUUGAGCUCCUGUAUCCUUGAAUCUUACUCAAUCGUUUGCUAGUGGGGCCUCAUACUGACGCUGAAGUUUGUGAGCAAACGUCAAGGAGGCCGCACCAUCUGGGCUACUGAUUUCAACAACAUUCAACACCGCAAUAUUGAAACUCAUAAGGAACAAUCUCACAUACAAAUCGCAAAC